This is a messenger RNA of Perognathus longimembris pacificus (Pacific pocket mouse), 1770 nucleotides long. RefSeq names its product complement C8 beta chain (gene C8b). The record is from RefSeq and is a predicted model, not a curated record. The coding region runs from base 1 to 1770 and encodes 589 amino acids. NCBI's taxonomy places the organism in Eukaryota, Metazoa, Chordata, Mammalia, Rodentia, Heteromyidae. The transcript is spliced from 12 exons. Gene Ontology annotation, biological process: immune response. Gene Ontology annotation, cellular component: membrane attack complex. Gene Ontology annotation, molecular function: protein binding.
AUGAAGAGAGGGACGUGGUUUUGGAGGGCUCUGGCAGAGGUGUUUCUUCUUAGUGCUGCCCUGGGUUGUCUCAGUUUGCCUGGCUCCAGAGAACAAAGACCACAAUCUCUUGAGUCAAAUACAGUCAACAGUAGCCUUGCUAAGAGCAGACAGGUGCGGAGUGUGGAUGUCUCCCAGAUGCCCAUUGACUGUGAGCUAUCCAGUUGGUCUUCCUGGACUGCAUGUGACCCUUGUCAGAAGAAGAGGUACAGACAUGCCUACUUGCUCCGGCCCUCUCAGUUCCAUGGGGAACCAUGCAACUACCCUGACAAGGAAGUGGAAAACUGUGUUACCAGCAGACCAUGCCGAAGUCAGGUGCGAUGUGAAGGCUUUGUGUGUGCACAGACAGGGAGGUGCAUAAACCGCAGGCUCCUCUGCAAUGGGGACAACGACUGUGGGGACCAGUCAGAUGAGGCAAACUGUAAAAGGAUUUAUAAAAAGUGUCAGCAGGAAAUGGACCAAUACUGGGCAAUCGGCACUCUGGCAAGUGGGAUAAACCUGUUCACGAACAGUUUGGAGGGCCCAGUCCUUGACCACCGGUAUUAUGCUGGUGGAUGUUCCCCGCAUUACAUCCUGAACACGAGGUUUAGGAAGCCGUACAAUGUGGACAGCUACACCCCACAGACCCAAGGCAAAUAUGAAUUUAUGUUAACCGAAUAUGAAUCAUACUCAGAUUUUGAACACAAUGUCACAGAAAAAGUGACUAGCAAGUCCAGUUUCAGCUUUGGUUUUAAAAUACCCAAAAUAUUUGAAUUUGGCAUUAAAGAAGCAAGCAAUGAAGGCAAGCAUUAUAUUAGCAGAAUCAAACGAUUCUCUCAUACUAAAAGCAAGUUUCUGCAUGCACGCUCUGACCUUGAAGUAGCACAUUACAAGCUGAAACCCAGAAGCCUCAUGCUCCAUUAUGAAUUCCUUCAGAGAGUCAAGCAGCUGCCCCUGGAGUACAGCUAUGGCGAGUACAGAGAUCUCUUUCAAGACUUUGGGACCCACUACAUCACGGAAGCCGUGCUUGGGGGCAUUUAUGAAUAUACACUCAUUGUGAACGAAGAGGCCAUGGAGAGAGCAGAUUAUUCACUUGACAAAAUAUGGGCCUGUGCCAAGAAUGAUUUCCAAAUUGGUGGUGCCAUUAAAUAUGUCUACGUCAAGCUGGGUGUGUCGAAAAAGUUGUGCCAGGACAUUCUGAAUGAAAUCAAAGAUAGAAACAAGAGAAAAACUAUGAUAGAGGACUUGGUGGUCUUGAUAAGAGGAGGGGCCAGUGAGCACAUCACUGCCUUGGCAUACAAGGAGUUGCCAACAGCUGACCUGAUGCAGGAGUGGGGAGACGCUGUGCAGUACAACCCAGCCAUCAUCAAAGUGAAGGCAGAGCCUCUGUAUGAACUGGUGACAGCCACUGAUUUUGCCUACUCCAGCACUGUGCGGCAGAACAUGAAGCGGGCUCUGGAGGAGUUCCAGAGUGAAGUCAGCUCCUGCCGCUGUGCCCCCUGCCAAGGCAAUGGAGUCCCUGUCCGUAAAGGAUCCCGCUGUGAUUGCAUCUGCCCUGUCGGUUUCCAAGGCCUGGCCUGUGAGCUCACCUAUCGCAAAGACAUCCCCAUUGAUGGACAGUGGAAUUGCUGGUCUGAUUGGACUCCGUGCUCUGGAGGACGGAAAACCAGACAAAGGCAGUGCAACAAUCCAUCUCCUCAACAUGAGGGCAGCCCCUGUGCAGGCCCUGCAUCGGAGAUGCUGGACUGUUGA